ACAUUGUAUGGAGUUAUUUUGUGUAACACGAAGCAGGAAUCAUGUCAGGAAGAGGCAAACAAGGCGGGAAGACCCGGGCAAAGGCCAAGACUCGCUCAUCUCGGGCUGGGCUGCAGUUCCCAGUCGGCCGUGUUCACCGGCUGCUGAGGAAAGGCAAUUAUGCUGAGCGGGUGGGAGCCGGAGCUCCAGUCUAUCUUGCCGCAGUGCUGGAGUAUCUGACCGCUGAGAUCCUGGAGUUGGCCGGGAACGCUGCCCGGGAUAACAAGAAGACCCGUAUCAUCCCCAGGCACCUGCAGCUCGCUGUGCGCAACGAUGAGGAGCUGAACAAACUGCUCGGAGGGGUGACUAUCGCUCAGGGCGGUGUCCUACCCAACAUCCAGUCCGUGCUGCUCCCUAAGAAAACCGAGAGCACCAAAGCGGCCAAGAGCAAGUGAGCCCAGGAAUGAGAGUGCCCUGACCCCAACCCAAAGGCUCUUUUCAGAGCCCC
Messenger RNA from Xenopus tropicalis (tropical clawed frog), 487 nucleotides. RefSeq names its product histone H2A type 1. The coding region runs from base 42 to 434 and encodes 130 amino acids. The transcript has a single exon. Lineage: Eukaryota; Metazoa; Chordata; Amphibia; Anura; Pipidae. The record is from RefSeq and is a predicted model, not a curated record.